AUGGCUGGGAACCGCACCGUUCGCAUCCGGCUCACGCUGAUCGGUAUCGCUACCGUGUUGGGAGCCCUUUCGCCGAACACGGAAGCACUCUGCCGAAUCCGGGAGCCGCCGACCGCUGGGUGUGCAUACGCUCCGCUCCUGCUGGUAGAGGAGUGGUCCGGUUGGGUGCUGUCGAGAGAGAACUGUGACCGCACCGUGGCCGUCGCCACGUUCACUUCGCCGCCCGUCGUGUACUUUGACCGUGCCGCCGAGGAUCGGCUCUACACGCUGCUGUUCCUGGAACCGGAACGACCCAGCGCGGGACGGUACGCUCUGCUGUGGCUGGUGUCCAACGUGCCGGGUUCUGUUCUUACGACGGGUAUGACGUACAUGGAUGGAGACACCGUCAUGGAUUAUCAUUCUCCUGUGCUUGGCAACGCUGAUGAUGAGCCCACACACUACGGAUUCUAUCUCUACGAACAAAUUUACGGCACAAUCUAUCCACCUACGCCAGCCAGCCGUGAGGACUUUGAUCUGGACGAAUGGAUCGGUUCGCUGUACCCGGAGGGCUCACUCUGCACUCCUGUUGCAUCAAUCGGUUUCGGUCUCAUGUAA
Messenger RNA from Anopheles cruzii, 594 nucleotides. RefSeq lists its product as uncharacterized. The coding region runs from base 1 to 594 and encodes 197 amino acids. The record is from RefSeq and is a predicted model, not a curated record. The transcript is spliced from 3 exons. NCBI's taxonomy places the organism in Eukaryota, Metazoa, Arthropoda, Insecta, Diptera, Culicidae.